Messenger RNA from Punica granatum (pomegranate), 2143 nucleotides. The record is from RefSeq and is a predicted model, not a curated record. NCBI's taxonomy places the organism in Eukaryota, Viridiplantae, Streptophyta, Magnoliopsida, Myrtales, Lythraceae.
AAUUUAUUAAUUAAUAUAAUUAUUUUUUGAAAAAAAUAAGAGCAUAUGUCCACCAUGAACACUUGUCUGUCCCCUCGUCCCUUCUCCUUCAUCGCCGGUACUGUGCCCUUCCCAUCUAGAGAUAGAGAGAGAAAGAGUUGAAGCUCGUUUGGUUCGGAUUUAAGGAGAGAGGAGUCACCGAUGCUCUGCGAAUGGGGAAGCUCGAUCAGCAGUCAAAUCUGCGUCAACCGCCCGGAUAUCGCCGCGACUCUCAGGAACCUUCCCGAAGCUUCUGCUGGGGAUGUCCGGUGGACCUCCGACGGCACCUCAGUCUCCGAUGCCUCCUCUCCCUGGUCCUAGGCCUCGCCAUCUUCCUCUCCGCCGUCUUCUGGAUACUCCCAUCGCUCUCCAAGAACCCCGGAUUCGACGCCAAAGAAUCUGUUAAACUCGGUGCUGCUGUACAGGCGUCCUUUAAGCUGGAAAAACCUGUUGCAGAGCUUGUCCCACGCAUUGGUAGAUUAGAAUAUGAUAUAUAUGGAGAAAUAGGCGCUCCUGGCACAAAGAUGGCUAUUUUAUCAAUGCACCAAGCAGGCUCACCUAACUGCACCGAUGUGGUGUUUGGUGUUCUUUCCGACCCGUUGGAUGUCCCAAUUAACCAAGUGUCUCUAAUUAUGCUGAGGUCAUCUUUGGUGGAGCUGUUCCUCCAGCUAUCUAAUCUGACCCUUACAACAUCUAUUUUUGGGCAGACGUCUGACUUUCAGAUACUAAAGUUUCCUGGGGGAGUCACUGUAAUUCCCAAGCAAACAGCUUCCAUAUGGCAGAUACCGCAGGUUUUAUUUAAUUUCUCACUCAAUAACUCUAUAUACGACAUAGAGGAAAAUUCUGUUCAUUUCCGGGAACAAUUGAAGAAUGGAUUGCAUCUGAAGCCUCAUGAGAAUGUUUACGUGCUGGUUACAAAUGCUGAAGGCUCCACUCUAGCUCCCUCAGUCACAGUUCAGGCUUCGGUUAUGUCUGAUUAUGGGAGCCUGGUGCCAGAGAGAUUGAAGGAGUUGGCUGAUAUAAUCAAAGGCUCUCCUGUAAAUCUUGGUUUGGAUAAUUCAGAGUUUGGUAAAGUUAAGAGUGUGAUGCUAUCAUCGUAUUUGAACAGAACAACACAAGCCACCUCUCCUAGUCCUUCUCCAGCCCCAUCACCAGGACCAUACAAUGAGCUCGACCCCCCAAACUCUGCACCUUCAUCUCACCCUCUGGCUCCGUCACCUAACUCCCGGCUUACUCCCCCCUGUGUGAAUUGUGAAGUUUCUUCUCCUAGCCCAUGCAUAGAACCCAAUGUCCCUGUGCCUUCUGUUCCACCUGCUCAUCCUCCUCAGGCUCAUCGUUCAUUUGGUCCAAGAGUUGCCCCCCGACCCUCUCCAUCCCGUCCAAAGCGAGCCGUUUCUCCGAUCUUCCGUCCUCGUUCAUCUGGUCCAACUUCACCUGUCUGGAAUGGUGGAAAUGCAGGGAACUUGGCGUCUCCUUCUCUAGGUCCUUCAUCCUGGGCAGGUCAUCCUUUACAGAAGGAUAUUUGGUUAAUUGGAUUCUCUGCGGUCCUGGUCCAUCUUCUUCAAUACCUGCAUUGAUGGAAAAAAAAAAUGAAAAAAGGUUGAUGAGAAGGUCGUUUUUGUGAUCAGAGUUCCCCCAAGGCUGAGAUCCUUCGUUGGAACAGUCCUUUUGACAAGUUUCUCCCGCAGCAAGCAUACCAAAGAAUCAGUACAGAUCUCUGAAUGACACCAAAGAAAGAGUUUUGGUCGAAGCCAGAAGAGUGGCAGGCCAGAGUACCAUAAAUGUAUAUCUUUUCUCUACAAAUUUGCGAUGUCUCCUGAAACCGUCGCAUGCUCUCCCAGUGGGAAAAACUCAAGCAAAGUCUCUGACUAGGCGAAGAAAUACGAGAUUAAUGUUGCAGGUUUCAAAGGGAAUCUCUCUCUUAAGUUAAGCAAAUGUUAGAUAGCGAAGGGUUCCUUUUGAGCAUCUGCAAUGCCACUGAGCAAAGUACAUAUUGAUGUUCUAAGAGUUGAUCCGAAAUGGUAUCAUAAUUUUGUGCAUGCAACUGAGUACUUAAGACAACUUGCUGCCCUCUCUCUUUCGGGGCUUCCGAUGAAGUGAUCUAAAUAACUAGAGUUCCGACCCA